UCGGCCAUUUGCAACAUGGCGAAGGCCGUUGAUGACGCAGGAAAAUACUUUAAACGCGACGCGUUUGUGAUGGAUAUCGGAGGUACUAAGGUAGACGUGAGUACAGUAUGGGAAAAGAAAGGUUGUAUCAAAGAUCUAGUUACAGCUCUAAACCAAUCGUCUUUCAAGAACAAAAGUUAUGUACGGGUUCGUGUAGAAACGUGUCCUCCUACAGUGUACUGUGUGGUGAUUAAUUUGCCAAAGAAAGACGGAAAGCCACUGGAUCUUGGAGGUUGGAAGUUAUGCAAAGUUGGCGUGACUAUGGUUGACGCUCAUCCCUACAAAAAAAAAGAGAAAGGCACUAGGAACAAAACAAGGAUGGAUGAUAUCAUUGAUGCAGCCAAAGACAGCGGCCAUGAAGGCGUAAAACCGAUCUUUUCGUUUCCAAUCGGUUUUUUUGAUUCCAGAAGUCCUUUUGCCGUCGAAAAGGACGUACGACUAAGAAUGGGUUACCCAGUGCAUCGCAAUUUAGCAAGAGAUUUCAACCUUCCCAUACCAACGGAGUGGGUGUUGGUAGCGCAACUGUACCUAACGAAUUUGAUGGCCAUAAUAAAGGCCAUAAAGGAAGAUAGGACCGGUAAUAUCCUCUCUACUGAUCUGUUCUAUCAGGAAGAUGGGUGUUAUGAGGAGUUUCUGAUGGCCAAGUCUUGGCCAAAACUGCCUGACUGGCUGGAGAUCAGUGGAAAAGGCGAAGUGAUGCGUGCCGAGAAGCCUGAAGAGAAAAGACUUGAAGCAAGAUCUAAAACAAUGUCAACAAAAGAAAGAUGGGGGAAGUGAAGAGGUAUGGAAAUGGAUAACUCUGAAUGAUCAAGAUCAUUCAUCUUAAGCAUGACUAGCUAAGAUUUGUUGCGACAUGAUGUAUGUGAAUUGCUUAUUUUUUACUCUAAAGUGCCUGUAGAGUAUGUAUGAGUAGUGUGGAGUAGUACUUACAUGCUAUAGUAGUGCUCCCACGAAAAUACAAGUGACAUUCUAACAAGUGCUAGCUGCUAAGCUGUAUGUGAUUCUAGUGGCUUGUCAUAUCAAUUUUUCUUAUAUUUUUAUUAAAAUGCUUUCUGGACAGAAAAAUUGA
Molecule: messenger RNA, 1108 nt
Organism: Corticium candelabrum
Lineage: Eukaryota; Metazoa; Porifera; Homoscleromorpha; Homosclerophorida; Plakinidae
Exons: 1
Coding region: 16-816 (266 amino acids)
Source: RefSeq, a predicted model, not a curated record